CCCGGUCCGCCCGCCGCCCUCCGAGGCCCCAAUCCCAAUAUGGCGGCGCCCAGCGGAAGGAGCGGCGGUGGCGGCGCGGGCUGGUCGGCUGCGCUGCUUCUGGCGGCCGUAGUUCUGAGAGCGGCGGAGGCCGUGUCCGAACCCACGACGGUAGCGUUUGACGUGCGGCCCGGCGGCAUCCAGCACUCGUUCUCUCAGAACGUGGGUCCCGGGGACAAAUUCACCUGCACAUUUACUUAUGCUUCUCAAGGAGGGACCAACGAGCAGUGGCAGAUGAGCCUGGGGACCAGUGAGGACCACCAGCACCUCACCUGCACCAUCUGGAGGCCGCAGGGAAAGUCCUACCUGUACUUCACCGAGUUCCGGGCCGAGGUGCGCGGCGCAGAGAUCGAGUACGCCAUGGCCUACUCAAAAGCAGCAUUUGAGAGGGAGAACGACGUCCCCCUGAAAAGUGAGGAAUUCCAGGUGACCAGGACGGCAGUGGCUCACAGGCCUGGGGCCUUCAAAGCUGAGCUGUCCAAGCUGGUGAUUGUCGCCAAGGCCACCCACAGUGAGCUGUGACCUGCACCUACCGGGUGGGCCUUGUCCCUCCCUGCCGAGGAGCCCUGGCUCCUGGUGACCAGCGUGGCCAGGGGCCGCCUGCAAAACAGAUGGGAGUUCCUGCGGAGCUCAUGGAGCACUGUUCGCCCUGCCUGGCUCAACACAGUGAGACCGCAGCCUGCCUGCCUCUCCAGAGGACCCGGGGCCUCCCAGCAGGAAGCAUCUUCCCCUGCACAGCCAGCCAGGCCCUGGACAGCACCAUUGUCCCCUCCACUGAGGGCCCAGGACCUCCUUUCAGACCAACCACGAAGAGAGAAUGUUUUGAUAUUUAAAUAAAUGGAAAACCAGA
Molecule: messenger RNA, 889 nt
Organism: Perognathus longimembris pacificus (Pacific pocket mouse)
Lineage: Eukaryota; Metazoa; Chordata; Mammalia; Rodentia; Heteromyidae
Gene: Mydgf
Product: myeloid derived growth factor
Exons: 6
Coding region: 40-561 (173 amino acids)
Biological process (GO): positive regulation of endothelial cell proliferation; positive regulation of angiogenesis
Source: RefSeq, a predicted model, not a curated record